Molecule: messenger RNA, 3530 nt
Organism: Scatophagus argus
Lineage: Eukaryota; Metazoa; Chordata; Actinopteri; Scatophagidae
Gene: aftphb
Product: aftiphilin b
Exons: 7
Coding region: 260-2329 (689 amino acids)
Biological process (GO): intracellular transport
Cellular component (GO): trans-Golgi network membrane; AP-1 adaptor complex
Molecular function (GO): clathrin binding
Source: RefSeq, a predicted model, not a curated record
UGAAGAGCGGUCACUUUCUGCUCUGCAAAAUAGAACCCAGCGAUUUUUUUUUUACAGCUCCUCCUUCGGGAGCUGUAAUCGCAACAUCGGAAAACGGAACAACGUGAGAGCUCUUCACUUUUUACACGUCCCGUUUAAUACUUGGAGAGACUGGUGGCAGAGGAUGGAGAGUAAGGCUGCGGCAUCGACAGACAAGAAGUGACGAGGAGGAAAAGAGAAUGAGGGUGCAUGAGGCCUUCAGGUCCUGCUAGGAGAACCCAUGGAGCCAGACAUCAUGCCCUUGCACUCGUCCUCCCCCCCACCACUGGAUGAUUCUGAUGGUGAUGGGGAGGCGGGAUCAGAGGAGGACGAGUUUGGGGACUUUGGUGGAUUCUCCCUUGGGAUGUCCUGUUCGCCUUCUGGCUUUGCUGAUUCUACUGAUUCACCAUCCAACCUCAGACAGCCUUCUCCCACCAUAAAGCCAGCCACCCAUCAGCCCAGCUGCAGCUUUAAUCAUGCAGUUAAACAAUCCCAGCUCACAUCUUCUGUGAACCUGGGGUCCGGCAGGGUCCAGUUGGAUGCUGAAGAGCAGAGUGAUAAUGUUGACUCACGUGUGCACCUCACAAAUGGCUUCUCUGAAAGAGACAACUCUGACACCUACAUAGUUUCUGCAGUGGGUGUAUUCUCUCCCAGGGAGGAAACAGGGUUUGCUGAUUUCACUGUGUUUACAGAGCAGGCAGCACAUCCCUGGUGCUGUGGCUUCACUCCCUUGGGCAGCACAGAGCAAUGGGAUGACAAAGCUGUAGGGACAGACUCUUCCAACAGACUGAGUAAACACAUCUGUGAUCCAAGACAUGAGGUUAUUAUGGACUCUGAGCCCAAACGUCAUUGUGCAUGUAAAGCAAAAGAAAGAGUUUGCACUACGGUCAAGCACUGUGAGAAAAGAGAUGCAGCAUCUGUGCUACCAUCUCAGGACCAUCACCAGCCUCAGGAAACUGCAGCAGCCUUUAUUUCAUCUGGAGAGCGUCGUGCCUGGGAGGAGGAAUCAGGAAAGCCUGGGGACUGUCAGAGGUGCAGGCAGCAUGGUUUUGACUCUUUACAAACCACAGAGGUGCAGGAGAGCAUUUCUACUGUCCCCCAAACAUUUAGUGUAUAUGAGUCUGCUUCAGAGGACUUAGCAUCCUUCUGCGAUGAUUUGUCUUUUGAGGGCCCUUCUGCAGACUUGGAACCAAAUGUUUCCUCUCUCGGUUCAGAGGAUCAGACUGACUGGGAUCAGACUGAUGAUGAGGAAGAAGAGGCAGGAAACAACAGAAAUACUGACUCUUUUAUCAACAAGAGUGUAGUAGAUCUAGCGGCUCGACGGUGUGAGGCAGAGAAGGGUUUUCAUUAUUACGACCAAUCUGCAACUCAGGAAACCAUGCCUACCUCCAACCACUCACAGUCUGACCCACAUACAGAAGAGGGUUUUGCAGAUUUCAAAGACUGCGGUUUAGAGCAUCACAGGGACCAAGGACAUGUCCAAACAGCCGAUGCAGGGUUGCAGAUUCUGGGAAGCCUCCCACCGAGUGACAGCUUUGCUGAUUUCUGCUCAGCACCUAUGCAGGAGGCUGUAGGGGAGUCAUGGGUGGAGUUCCAGGACCAGGAGGGGGGAAGACCUUGGACAUUGUCCAGAGAACAAGUCAGCAGUCUGCAGACUGAUGGGAACACUGAGGAGGAGGACAGGCAAUGUGGGGUUUCCCGGAGGAACAGCUGUCAGGCGACUCUUUCCUGCCGUGUCCAGCAGCUUGUCCUGGACAGUUUUCCGCAGGUGGAGGUUCCAGAUAUGGAGGCUGAGGAGGAUGUGGUCUGCCUCAGUGCUCUGCUUCACGCCGGACACCUCCCUGAGAGUGAGAAGGAGGAGGAGGAGGACAUGCCAGAAGUCUGUCCCAAAUCUGUGGGGAUUCAGAGGGAGGUGUUUUGGACACACCAGGACCUCCACCAUGCAGUUGGCCUCCAGUUUCAGUGGGGAGGUUCCCAUACAAACAUGACUCUGCUCAGGUGCCUCGGUGUGGACACAAAGAACAUUGUGUUCAUUGGCAUGAAGAAGCAACCUGUGGCUGUACCUGCUUUUGCUUCCAGCCUGGGAAUGCUAGAGCCCACCAAAGACUCUGGGCCUGCUGUCUGUCCUCCAGGACACACAGUUGGCUCAGCACCAGCACUUCCGGGACCCCAGGAGACCACAGUCCCAUCAGCAGACUCAGUGCAGGAGGCGCUGCCCUCCGGCCAGCAGGACUGGAGCAGCCGUGGCCUUAGCAGCUCUCAGGACGGUACGUCCCCUCAACCAGCCCCUCACUUCUGGGGCCGGAAGUAGACUACAGUAUCAGCCAUCCCCUACCUGACUUCUUCUAAGAAGCCAAAACUUUAGAGAGUUUACUCUGGUCUGCUCCACUGGACUCCUCCUCUCUCCCUCCAGGGCAUGGUCUCUUUCUUUUAAUUUACACUGUGUUUCCUCUCUAUUCAUUCAGCAGCGUUUUGCCAUUUCAGUUAAGUUCCUCUUGUCUUUUACCACUGAAUAGUAAAAUAAAAAAGUAAAGUCACCUUACUUUUUGGGUCUGUUGGUAAGAUAGACAUACAGCCAAGCAGAAACAUUAUCCAUCCUUCAGAGUAGCUCCAGAACAAUAAAAUGGGAAACACUGUACUGGCUGCCCUGUUCUCCCCCCCCCCCCCUUUAGCUCUUUUACCACCUUUGACAAAGAAUUUAAAACCACAUCACAUGCAGUCUGAGGUUGCUGAACACUAAACUAAAUAUCAGUCAGCUCAUGGUGUGUGGUCUCAGCACGUGCCAUAUUGAUUUAAUGGAUGUGUUUAUCCCAACAACAAUUUUAGUUUAUUGGUGGCCACUGUGGAGAUUAGUCUCCUAAUUCCCCCAGUGUUAAUACUCACCCAUUCCCAGGUGCGUAACACUGAUGUGCACUAUAAAUCUGAUAGCAUCGUCCAGUUUUUGGCUUUAUUUGACUCUAAAGUGUCUUUACUUUUUUGAUUGAAACUAUUUAUUUGUUCAUAUUUAUUCUGUGAUUGAGAAAUUAUUGUCAUAACAGAAACAAAAUGCAUCUUAGACUUGAUUUCGCACUUAAAACCAGAGAAAAAUGUUGACAGACUGCAGUUGUGAUUAUUGCUGUCACUUUAUGCCGCUUUUAUUGUUUUGUUUUUUUAAUUCCCUGUGCACUGACGUGUAUACUGUAUGAGCAUGCUGAGUAGGAUAGAGGAAUAUUUGUUUCCAAAGCACUUACAGUUUGGAAAAAAAUAUACCUGAAAUACACUUGUCAGUAUUUCAUUACAAGUCGAAAGUGUUUCCAUGACAACUCUCUGUAACUGCAGUUACAGUAUUUCUUAAUGAGUUGUGCCUUUAUGCCAGCAAUUCAUUUCGAGUGGAAUUGGACCUAUAGCUUGUUGACAAAAAUCAUUUUUUUGUUUUCAGUUUUCUUGCUCAAAUACCGAUUUAAUGCACUGCAAUAAGGACUUGUAAAAAUCCUUGUAAAUACUGAAAUAAAUCAGUUGAUCUUUCUGCUUGA